Messenger RNA from Penicillium canariense, 2151 nucleotides. Its product is annotated as putative glutaminase. NCBI's taxonomy places the organism in Eukaryota, Fungi, Ascomycota, Eurotiomycetes, Eurotiales, Aspergillaceae. The transcript has 2 exons. The record is from RefSeq and is a predicted model, not a curated record. Bases 1 to 2151 code for a protein of 716 amino acids.
AUGCAUUUCGAUCUCAGGCAAUUGGGACUGGGUUCGCUCUGCGCUUCGCUACUCUCGUCCUUCUGCGGCGAUCAGGGCCCCAUUACCCAUCACCCAGCCCGGCCACCAUCAUACCCCCUGGCGGUGCGCAACCCAUACUUGUCCACAUGGAUGCCGGCCGACCGUGUCGAGCAGCUGCCCUACGCCGACGCGCAGUUUUGGGCCGGUCACGACCUCGGCUGGUCGGUAAUAGUGCGGGUGGAUGGCCAGGUUUAUAGUCUGAUGGGCGUCCCCGACUUGGAAGCCAGCACGAUUCGCCCGGCAGCAGUACGCCGUGCGGAGUUUACAUCGACUCACUCGCUCUUUGAUCUGACGGCGGGGCCAGUGGCAUUCACUUUGGACUUCUUUUCGCCCGUCUCACCGUCCAAUUACCUGCGGCAAUCGCUCCCUUUCAGCUAUCUGACGGUGCAGGUAAGGAAUGUCUGGGGGCAUGAUAUUCAGAUCUAUUCAGACAUCGAUGGGAGAUGGACGGGUCGGGAACACCGCUCGGUACAUGAGUUGGAAGACCAUGAUGGCCUCAUUUUCCACCGCCUCUCGGUUGAGGAUGCGCCGCAAUAUGCAGAAGAGAGCGACAUGGCUCUCUGGGGAGAGGCCAUUCUGGCUUCCCGACCAGCUGACUCGAGCGUCCUCUCGGCGCUUGCUGGAGAUCCUCGGGUGGUUCGCGCUGCCUUUGUAGCGCACGGUGAUCUAUCUGGAGAGGAGGUUGGGUGGUCCUCCCGGAGCGUUGCCGCUCUAGCUCAUGAUCUGGGGAGUGUCAUUGGCCAUGCCUCCGUCAACUUUGCUGUCGGCUAUGAGAGGAAGAAGGCCAUCAAUUACCUAGGGGAUGCAUACACGGGGUUCUACCGAGCGGAGUACCCCACUACUCAUGAAGCACUCUCCUUCUUUUUGGAUGACUAUGAAGAUGCUCGACUGGAGUCUUGGGAUUUGGAUGCCGAGCUGUCAGCUUUUGCUACCGCUGCUGCCGGUCCCAAGUAUGCGGAUAUUGUUGCGUUGUCAACUCGUCAAGCAUAUGGAGGCAUUGACUUGACGAUCCCCCACGACUCGCUCGCCACUGAUGGUGUGUUGGCUUUUAUCAAAGAGCUUUCUAGUGACGGUAAUGUCAACACCAUUGAUGUGAUCAUGCCGGCUUUCCCUAUUUACUGGGUCAUGGAUCCUGACUGGAUCCGCCUGUUACUGGAGCCUGUGAUGCUGUAUCUGGAUGCUGGUCGUUGGCAACUUCCAUAUACCAUUCACGAUCUUGGCUCCCAUUACCCUCAUGCUAUUGGUCACGAUGAUCAACAAGCGGAACCGAUGCCAAUCGAAGAAUGCGGGAACCUGCUCAUUCUGGCACUCGCUUAUGUUCGAGCCACUGGAGACGAGAGCUGGACUCAUCGGUACAUGGAUACCUUCCAGCAAUAUGCCGAUUAUUUGGUAGACAACAGCAUUGACAUUGCCAACCAGCUUUCAUCCAAUGAUGCUGCUGGGCCUCUCCCUAAUGAGACAAAUCUGGCCAUCAAAGCGGCCGUUGGCAUUAAGGCCUUUGGAGAGCUAAGCGGAAAGAAACAUUACUCGCUCAUUGGCGACAAGCAUGCAGAUCUCUUCUUCUCGCAAGGUCUGGGCACAGAUGAAGACCAGACCCAUUUUGUUCUGGAAUACCCUGACAUGCCAACCACAUGGAAAAUUCCGUAUAAUCUGUACCCAGAUGUCCUACUAGGCCUGGAGACCUUCCCGAACGAAGCAUAUACAAUGGGCAGUGAAUUCUUCUCGACGGUCCGCGGCGAGUAUGGUGUGGCACUAGAUCACCGGCAGGACUGGGCCAAGUCUGAUUGGAACAUGUGGUUGGCCGGCACGUUUGAGACGAGCACGCGGAAUGAGUUUGUCGACGACUUGUGGGCAUUUAUGACCAAUGGUAAGCACAACUGGCCGUUUUCUGAUCGCUAUGUUUCCACCUCUGCCCAGGGCAGUGAACCAGGCAUCCCAUUACUGUGUCGUGCCCGUCCUACUGUCGGUGGCCAUUUUGCCUUGUUAGCAUUGAAGGGUCCGCAAUCCAUUCAAUCACUAUCAACGCACAAGACCAAAGGUACUAGAGGGUCCAAGUAUAAUAGGUUCAUGGAUCCGGCCAGUGAACUAUAA